This is a messenger RNA of Astyanax mexicanus (Mexican tetra), 3883 nucleotides long. RefSeq names its product syntaxin 1B (gene stx1b). The transcript has 10 exons. Gene Ontology annotation, molecular function: SNARE binding; SNAP receptor activity. Bases 319 to 1185 code for a protein of 288 amino acids. NCBI's taxonomy places the organism in Eukaryota, Metazoa, Chordata, Actinopteri, Characiformes, Acestrorhamphidae. Gene Ontology annotation, cellular component: SNARE complex; endomembrane system; plasma membrane. The record is from RefSeq and is a predicted model, not a curated record. Gene Ontology annotation, biological process: exocytic insertion of neurotransmitter receptor to postsynaptic membrane; vesicle fusion; intracellular protein transport.
GAGGAGGAGGAGGAGGAGAGGAAAGGAAAAAGGGAGGAAGGACACACGCGCGCGCACACGCACGCUCUCACACACACUGCACACACUGAGUGGAACGAGGGAAGAGGAGAGAAUAAAAGGAGGGCGUGAGACCCCCCAGAAAAAGAGAAAAAGAUAGAGAAUAGAAAGAGAGGAAGAGAGAGCGAGAGGAAGGGAGAGAGAGAGCAGCAGGAGGAAGGCGAGCAGACCGCAGGGGAGCAGCAGGAGGCGUUUAGGGGGGGAACAGCUCGGUGAAGAAGAAGAGAAGAGGCUCUCUGGAGGCAGAACGGCGGCGGAAAGAUGAAGGAUCGCACACAGGAGCUGCGGAGCGCUAAGGACAGCGAUGAUGAUGAGGAAGUCGUCCAUGUUGACCGGGGAAACUUCAUGGAUGAGUUCUUUGAACAGGUGGAGGAGAUUCGCGGCUGCAUUGAGAAGCUGUCAGAGGAUGUGGAGCAGGUGAAAAAACAGCACAGUGCCAUCCUGGCAGCACCCAACCCUGAUGAAAAGACUAAGCAGGAGUUGGAGGACCUCACAGCUGACAUCAAGAAGACAGCCAAUAAAGUGCGCUUAAAAUUAAAAGCAAUAGAGCAGAGUAUCGAACAGGAGGAGGUCAUGAACAGAUCAUCAGCGGACCUGAGGAUCCGUAAGACACAGCACUCCACGCUGUCCCGCAAGUUUGUGGAGGUGAUGACUGAGUACAACACCACGCAGUCCAAAUACAGGGACCGCUGCAAGGACCGCAUCCAGAGACAGCUGGAAAUUACUGGAAGAACAACCACAAAUGAAGAGCUGGAGGACAUGCUGGAGAGUGGCAAGCUUGCUGUCUUUACUGAUGAUAUCAAAAUGGACUCCCAGAUGACCAAGCAGGCUCUAAAUGAAAUCGAGACCCGACACACUGAGAUCAUUAAGCUGGAGAACAGCAUCCGUGAGCUGCAUGACAUGUUCGUGGACAUGGCCAUGCUUGUGGAGAGCCAGGGAGAGAUGAUUGACAGAAUUGAGUACAAUGUGGAACACUCAGUAGAUUAUGUAGAAAGAGCAGUGUCCGACACCAAGAAGGCUGUCAAAUACCAGAGCCAAGCACGCAAGAAGAAGAUCAUGAUCAUCAUCUGCUGCGUAAUCCUGGGAGUGAUCUUGGCGUCCACUAUCGGAGGAACCCUGGGCUUCUAGACUCAUCUGCAGACGGACGAAGGCAGAGAGAAGCAUAUUUGAGAGAAAUAUACCCACAACAAUACGAGAUAGAGAAAACUCCUCUUUAAAGGGGUUUCGGUUAGGGUCGUAAAAAUCGAAGAUUAAAAAACUAACAAAAAAAAAACACACACAAAACAAAAACCCAGAUGUUAUAUAAUAGCUGAUUAAAACAUAUAUGAAAAGAGAGGGUUCAAAUAAACAAUAAACACUCUAUUUACAAACUGUACAUGUAAAUGUAUUGAACAUAAGAAACAGCACAUGGGUUACUACCUGUACAGAAAUACAAUCUACAUUUUUUUUUUUUUGCUUAUUUUUUAAACAUUUCUUUCGUUUUACGGGGUGUCUCCAGGACAGUGCCAGCGACUGCUAAAUUGGCUGUGUUUCAGUAGAGCAUGGAUUUAACAGUUUUAAUACGGCUCUACGGCGUUUAGUGCACUUACCUACUGAGCGAAAUGGAGAAUGGAUGGUUUGUUUUAGUUGAAAUUGUCAGGUUUCGUUGGGAGGGACUUCAAGUUCUGAGGGGCUGCCUAUAAGUAUAGGUCAUUCACUUUUAGCAGCAAACAAAUCCAAUUGUAUUUGGCAGACGAAGCUUAUAUGUUGAAUAUACAAAUAUUUAUACAUAUUUAAUAUAUAUAAAUAAGCACCACAAUCCUCGGUCCGGACACCUAAAAAAAACAUGACAACACAAAAAUAGCCAAGCACACAUGCUUAGAUUAUCAGUACCUUGACCAAGUUUACCCACACAAAAAGCCAGGACCUCACCUGCAGUAGUGCAUUACAGGCUCCUGCUGAAGUCUCUCUGAUUAACUGUGGAGUUUCCUGCAGAUUCAGGAAGCUCUGUUUUUAUGAGAGGGGAGAGAAUAGCAAUGUGCAAACAGUUGAACUAUGCAGUUUUGAUAGAUAAAGAGAGAUGAUCCUUCUUUUAGAAUUAAACCUUGUUUUAGCUCUUUUCAAGUAGGAUCUAAAAGGAGAGACGGGAAUGGCACACUUUUGCCAUCGCCUACCGCUGUUCUAAAGACUUUUCUAGCUAAAAAAAGAAGAAAGAUGUUCUGAAGAACUUAAAAAACUUGAAGCAGUGGAUAGCCUGAUAGUUGUCUUUCAGAGGUGGUUAGUUCUGCCGUCAGCUGGUGUGAUUUGGUGUGACUCGUCCUUUGAGUAGUCGUUUUUACAUAGUAAUUAAUGCCUAUUGAAGACAUAUAGUAAUAUAUAUAUAUAUAUAUAUAUAUAUAUAUAUAUAUAUAUAUAUAUACAAACACAAAUUGGAGUUUGACAUACACAACUCCAGUUAUGCUUCAUUUUUAUUUGCAGUCUUGACGUGUAGAAAGAUUAACCUGGGUUGUAACUGUUGUGGUUUUUAGUGCAGAUUACACACUGAGGCACGUGAGGAACAGUUCUGAGGAAAAUUGCACGAUUCUGGCCUGAGAACGCUCGCUGCCUUGAGUUAUUCUGGUGCUACUUAUAGACAAGAGAGGCUUUCUACUUACAUCUCAGACAUGCUUUGUUUCUGAGCGGGCUGGGAAAACCCUUCUAAUGUAUGACUCGAGUCAUACUCACCUCCUUCAGGUGAACAUUAUUUUGGGAGAAUUCUGUUACUCUCUAUUGUGAUAAAAUUCUAGCCCAAAUUGUGCUAGAAUUUGCUGAUUUAAUCCCGCAGGACUAACAGAAAAAUAUGACAAAGUCUGAGUUGCAUGUUCUGUCAGGGAGGGAUUUGCCAAACAGUUUGGCCUCGAGCUGCUGCACACAUUUAUUUUUUGACAGAGCUAGUGUUACGUAGGUAGUUGUCUUUUUAUGCAAGGGUUUAAAUCCGAAACCAAAACUAAGCUCAGCUUGUGGUUCCAGACUGAAAUCCCUCCGUUCUGUUUCAGGAUUACAGAAGUAGAAAGCCCUUAUUGUCGCUGUUUCUAAAAUUUUAAAAAAGUACACAGCUCCUCCAAACGAUCUUCUAAAUCUCCCAACGCUGAACAUGUCUGCAAAAAGAACUGUUGCUGAAAGGCGUUCCCUUUCGACGUGAACUAUUUAACUGUUUCCCGGCUUUCCGCCUCCCCGCAGAAUCUACAGUAGAAGCCCUCCCUUCGAAACGGGUUCGCCUAGCCUGUAGGAGACUAAAGGCCUCGAUAUACUUUCAGUGAAACGAAGCUUGCGAGGGUUGUGCGAACUUGAAGCCACCUGUGUGAGCUUACAAACUUGCACACUCUUUUUUUUUUUCCAUUUAAAUUUUGGCUGUUGCCGAUAGACGCUCUAGUACUACAGGUGGCGCCUUUGACACUUAAUGGUCAGGUUUAUGACUAUUGGAAGAGGAUCACACGUAGUAAGAGACCGCCUCUUUUGCACUGACCAAUCACAUGCUUUGUCGCUUUGUGUUCGGUGUUCGCUUAGCUGCCGUCUCUGAGGUUGUUCAUUUUCUUUGCAAUUUUCACCAAAGCCAAGCAAACAUCGUCUCCAGAAGAAACUAUACUGAGGCCUUGAGCCGUUGGUGUGUCGGUGUCAUUUAUAUCAGAGUGUGUUUUCCAGUGUGUGACGCAGAGGGCCUGGACUGUUUAGCCCUUAGACCAAUUCUAACGAUGGCCAGCAUGUUUCCUUCUUUUUCGGAAGCUUUUUUCUGUGUGUAUUUAGUGUCCGAUCACUCUACCUGUGUGGUUCCAGUGGGGUUGACGUGUGUGCGUGUGUGUGUAUAUCG